GCAGCUCCCAACUUCGUCGAUUGCACUCAAUACAUACAUAUACCAUGGCCAAGAAGACGAAAGCUCCCGUUGCCGUGAAGCCUGCAUCCAGCAGUGACAGCUCGUCGGACUCUAGCAGCGACGAGGCGCCGCAGAAGAAGGUGGUGGUGGCUAAGAAGGGUUCCAAGGCUGCCCCCAAGAAGCCCGUGGACUCGGACAGCUCGUCAGACUCGAGCUCCGACGAGGAGGAGGCUCCCAAGAAGGUGGUGGCGAAAAAGCCCGCCGCUAAGAAGGAGUCGAGCUCCGACUCUUCGGACUCGUCUUCAGACGAAGAGGAGGCCCCUAAGAAGGCCACGCCUGCCAAAAAGGUUGUUGCUAAGAAGGACAGCUCCGAUCCGAGCUCCGAUUCUCCGUCUGACGAGGAGGAGGCGCCCAAGAAGGCUGCCCCGGUUAAGAAGGCUGCUGCUAAGAAGGAAAGCUCCGACUCGAGCUCGGAUUCCUCUUCGGAUGAGGAGGAAGCGCCUAAAAAGGCCGCUCCGGUCAAGAAGGUCGCUGCUAAGAAGGAGGACAGCGACAGUUCGUCAUCGGACUCUGACUCGUCGGAUGACGAAAAGACUGCCAAGCCUGUCGCUAAGAAGACUGCUGCCAAGAAGGCUGAGUCUUCAACUUCGAGCGACUCGUCUUCGGACGAGGAAGAGGUCCCCAUUGUUUCAAAAAAGCGUAAGAACUCGGACGCUGGCGAGAAGUCCAACAAGGCGCACAAGCAGGAGAACGGCGAUGCCGCUGCUGUGGCCAACCCUCAAAAGACCCUGGAGAUCUUCAUUGCUGGUCUGCCGUGGUCCGCCACCGAGGACGAGGUCAAGGAGCACUUUGCUGGCUGUGGUGAAGUGACUGGUGCCCGUAUCCCGCUGCAGAACGGCCGCUCUUCCGGAACUGCUUUUGUAACCUUCGCCACCUCGGAGGCUGCUGAGGCUGCUCUUGCCAUGGACGGCCAGGAUUUCGGUGGUCGCUGGAUGAAGAUCCGCACCGCUGAGAAGAAGAACAUGUUCGACGAGAAGCCGGAGGGCUGCACCAGCGUCUUCAUUGGCAACCUUUCAUGGGACGUGGAUGAGAACACGGUGCGUGAGACUUUCGGCGAGUGCGGUGAGAUCCUCAGCUGCCGUCUGGCUACGGACCGCGAGACUGGCGAGUUCCGUGGCUUCGGACACGUGGACUUUGCCUCCACAGAAGCUGUCGACGAGGCUGUUAAGCUGGCUGGAUCUUACGUGAAUGGCCGUGCCAUUCGUGUGAACUACGCCAAGUCUCGCGACAACAACGGCGGUGGUGGUCGCGGUGGCUUCGGUGGACGUGGAGGCGGCCGUGGCGGCCGUGGAGGACGCGGUGGCUUUGAUGGAGGCCGUGGCUUUGGCGGCCGUGGAGGUGGCCGCGGAGGCGGUCGUGGACGCGGUGGCGGCUUCGGUGGACGUGGCGGACGUGGUGGACGCGGUGAUGGCCCGCCGAAGCGUCAGUCGUCAUCCAUCCAGAACUUCCAGGGUUCCAAGAUGACUUUCGACUAAUUUAAUGGGGCAACCUUCUCAUAGGCCAAGGAUACGAACACAGGGAGGCACCAAUGGCGCAUCACUCGGAAGAGGGGAAGCGCAGUCAGAACCCUCUGUCGCGUAUU
Molecule: messenger RNA, 1642 nt
Organism: Phytophthora infestans T30-4
Lineage: Eukaryota; Oomycota; Peronosporomycetes; Peronosporales; Peronosporaceae
Product: nucleolin, putative
Exons: 1
Coding region: 45-1535 (496 amino acids)
Molecular function (GO): RNA binding
Source: RefSeq, a predicted model, not a curated record